Molecule: messenger RNA, 1059 nt
Organism: Saccoglossus kowalevskii
Lineage: Eukaryota; Metazoa; Hemichordata; Enteropneusta; Harrimaniidae
Product: metallophosphoesterase domain-containing protein 1-like
Molecular function (GO): hydrolase activity
Source: RefSeq, a predicted model, not a curated record
AUGGCUGGACAUGGUUGUAAUGAUCUCAUAACUGUAGAUCCCGACUCUACAAACCCUGAUAAAGCCUGGAAACGCAUGAUGUGUAAAUACAAGAAAGUGAAACCAUUGGCAACAUCCGAAUUGAGAAAAGAAGGCUAUACCAGGUUUGUCUGUGUGUCUGAUACUCAUUCUAAAACCGAUCAUCGCAUGAUGCCUCCCAUUCCUGAUGGUGACAUUUUAUUACAUGCUGGUGAUUUUACUAUGCACAGUGGUGUCAGUGAAAUUGAUUUAUUCAGUAAAUGGUUAGAAGGUUUGCCCCAUAAAUACAAGAUUGUGAUUGCCGGAAAUCAUGACCAAGCGUUUGAUCAAACUAGAUGGCCAUUACUUAAAAAAUAUUUUGGGAUAAAAUUCACAGAUUCUAAAUUACAGUUGAAAAAUUGUAUUUACCUGGAAGACAGUGCAGUUACUGUGCUUGGUUUUAAAAUCUAUGGAUCACCAUGGCAGCCGCAAUAUCACCCAGGUGCUUUCAAUCUUUCAAGAGGGCAGGCAUUAUUAGAUAAAUGGAACAUGAUUCCUUCCAAUAUUGAUGUUCUAUUGACUCACACACCACCAUUAGGUCACGGUGAUGAGUCUACUUUGAAUGGUCAUGCUGGUUGUGUUGAUUUAUUGAAUACUGUACAGCAACGUGUCAAACCAUUGUAUCAUGUCUUUGGUCAUAUACAUGAAGGAUAUGGAGUUACUACAAAUGGCAAUACAGUAUUUAUAAAUGCAGCAAUUUGUAAUGAGCAUUUUAAACCAUGUCAUGAACCAAUAAUAUUUGAUUUACCACAUGCAACAAGUUUACCUGAUGAAUCAUAGAAGUAACAGUGAUGUUAUUGGAUAUUUUUAUAUAAUUACACAUACUUAUAAUGUAUACUUGAAAAAUUAUUUAUUUAGUCAUUCAUUUUUUCAUGUUUUGAGAUGAAUUGUCACAUAUAUAAAACAGGUGUCACCAAUUCUAAUUACUAGUUUCUUUUCAACUUCUGUUUCUGAUUCUCACUAAACCAACACAAGCUCUUUGUCUUUUCAUCUAUUUGUUGC